AUGCCAUGUGGAGGAGGGAAGAAGAUUCUGGAGCGUGCAGGUGUGUCCUGCACGUACGUGUACAGCAGCCUGGACCAGGCAGCGCGGCGCAUCAACGUGUCCAAGUUCCAGGCGCGGCAGGUGCCUGUCAUGCUGGUCACGGAUGUGGCAGCCCGGGGUCUGGACAUCCCUCUCCUGGACAACGUGAUCAACUACAGCUUCCCACCUCGGCCCAAACUGUUUGUGCACCGUGUUGGACGUGUUGCACGAGCGGGGCGCACUGGCACUGCGUAUUCCCUGGUUGCACCAGACGAGGCUCCCUACCUCCUUGACCUGCAUUUGUUCCUGGGGCGAGAGCUGAGCCUAUCUAAUGCCGGCUCCAGUCCAGAAGGCAGCGGCCUUUGUGGCCGAGUGCCUCAGGUGGUCAUCGACGAAGAGUUGGAGCUGCUUCGGUCGAUGCAGCAACAGUCCGUAGAUCUGCAAAACAUGGAGCGUGUCUGCAGCAACGCCAUGAUCCAGUAUCUCAAGUCUCGGCCGGCUCCUUCGAGUGAAUCAGUGAAACGCAUGAAGCAAUACCUCCGGGAGGACCUACCACCUCACCCACUCUUCCAAGUCAAGUCAACACAAGAAGAUACAAGAGCAAAAUUAUUAGAGGGCAUGAAGAAGUUCAAGCCAGCCAGUACCAUCUUUGAGAUAGGGAACACGGGCAAAAGUGCGGCGUUUGCUGUCAUGAAGAAUAAGCGGCGGAAACACGACAACCUCAUCGAACGCCUCUCGGCAAGGGGCGCUCAAGUCGCGGAGGAAGAGAAACCAGCCACCAAGUGUAGCAGCGCUAGCAGCUCUGCUGUCAUGGCAGGAGAGGAUGAAAUUGAGCGAGCCUUUGCAACUGUGAUCAACAAUAACACCAAGGUGCCCAGCAGGAAAGGUGCCAAGGUCAGCUCAGGCUCCCAGUCCGCAGCCACCAAGAGCAAGAAGGCCAGGCCAGCCUCGUUCAAAGACGAGCAGUUCUACAUACCCCACUUUGCAUCAGACUUCCACUCGGAGAAAGGGCUUGAACUGGAAAAGACCUUUGAGCAGCAGGCAUCCCAGGCAGUGCUCGACCUGACGGGAGAUGACGACAAGUACCUCAGGAAGCAGAAGAACGCACUCAAAUGGGACCGAAAGAGGAAGCGCUUUGUGCGUGAAGACAGUGAUCCCAAGAAAAAGAAAAUCCGAACGGAGAGUGGUGCCUGGAUUCCAGCAUCGUACAAGUCGGACGUCUACAAGCAGUGGAGGAAGAAGGCACAGAUGGAUGCACAAGAUGAAGGAAGCGGCGAUGAUGAAGAGGGAGAGGCUGGCAGUAGCCUUGGAAAGCAGAAAGCUUCAGCGUGCGAUCGGCUGGGAAAGCGGCACAGCGGCCCUGCACGUCAGAAGGGCCCGAAGAAGCACUUCCGACGCGAGCUCAAGACUAAAGAGGAGAUCCUCAAGACACGGCAGCGCAAGGCCCGGCUCAACUAUCACGUUAAGAAAAAACACAUGGAGCGAGCUGCCAAAAAGCGUAGGAAAUGAGGGAGCACACUGGUUGUACAGAAAAAAUAA
Rhipicephalus sanguineus (brown dog tick) is the source of this 1557-nucleotide messenger RNA. Its product is annotated as ATP-dependent RNA helicase DDX54. The coding region runs from base 1 to 1527 and encodes 508 amino acids. The transcript is spliced from 12 exons. The record is from RefSeq and is a predicted model, not a curated record. Gene Ontology annotation, molecular function: ATP binding; RNA helicase activity; RNA binding. NCBI's taxonomy places the organism in Eukaryota, Metazoa, Arthropoda, Arachnida, Ixodida, Ixodidae. Gene Ontology annotation, cellular component: nucleus.